Messenger RNA from Colletotrichum godetiae, 1443 nucleotides. RefSeq names its product ran binding protein in the microtubule-organising centre. Gene Ontology annotation, cellular component: nucleus; cytoplasm. NCBI's taxonomy places the organism in Eukaryota, Fungi, Ascomycota, Sordariomycetes, Glomerellales, Glomerellaceae. Gene Ontology annotation, molecular function: protein binding. The record is from RefSeq and is a predicted model, not a curated record. The coding region runs from base 157 to 978 and encodes 273 amino acids. Gene Ontology annotation, biological process: proteasome-mediated ubiquitin-dependent protein catabolic process. The transcript has 4 exons.
AUCCGAUACCAUUUCUUCCUCAGCAUCUUUCUUUCAAACACUUCCUUCGCACAACCAAAACAAACGGGAGCUCGACUGGCCACUCAAAUGUGACGACGGCCCAGCCCAGAGUCUGAUCCUGCCUUGCUUUCCCUGCAUUUGCGCAUUUCCCAUCGCAUGUCAGGACUGCCGGACAUCAACGACCCAACAGCCAUAGCAGUUUGGAAUAGAGCUGCUGCGCGUCUCGUGCGGGAGACGUUGGAGAGAAUCAUGACUUCGUCUGCGUCGACUGCUACACCCAUGAAGCAUGCCUUCGAGAGGCGUGUUCAGGACGUCAAGUCGCCCAAAAGCGACAUCAACGCCCUGAUCCUCGAUUACUUGACGAUGGAAGGAUACCCUAAUGCUGCCGCAAAAUUCAGCAAGGAAGCCAAUCUCCAACCCCACCAAGUUGACGAGACGAUCAAGGUCCGCCAGCAGAUCCAAAAGUCUAUUCACACUGGCAGCAUUCAGUACGCCAUCGAGGCCUUGAAUGACUUUGACUCAGAGAUCCUGGACCGCGAUCCAACGUUGCACUUCGCGCUGCUCCGUCUCCAACUUGUGGAGCUCAUUCGGGCGUGCACGAACACACCCGGCGGGGAUAUCACUCCUGCCUUGUCAUUCGCCACGAACCAUCUUGGACCACGUGCACCGACCGACUCGCGCUUCCUAAAAGACUUGGAAGAGACGAUGGCGCUGCUUGUGUUCCCACACAACGAUCUCGAACCGCAGUUGGCAGCCAUCUUGCAUCCAGACCUGAGACGGGAUGUUGCGGAUGAUGUCAACAAGGCCAUCUUACAGCGUCAGUCGGAGCGUAGGGAAGCCGCGAUCCGACAGCUGGUCAAGAUGAGGGCUUGGGCUGAGUCUGCUGCGAGAGCAGAGAAGAAGCCCCUCCCUGAGAGAAUCGGACUCGGCUUGAACGGGGACGAGAGUGACGUGCACGAACCGAUGCUGCUCUCGUAGGGCGACGGUGGUGAGGACUACGGCAGCGACGACAAGGAUAUUGAUGUCCCGCAAGACGGCACGUCGAGUGAUGGCAGUCGGUCAGAAACAGACGGGCUUCAUUGGCCGUCUUUUGACAGCCCAUAUACCGUCCAGGUCGAGGAAUAGAAUCGCAUCCUGGGAGCGGAGAGCUAUCGCGAGGGCGUGGCCCAUGUCACUGACGACGGUGAAGACCGCCGUUUGGUUGAGCUGAUCAUGGAAUACCAUGAAGAAGACGAACAUGAUAGCUAGGAAAGAGCGUAUGGCGUUUAGAGCAAGCAGGAUUUGACUUUGGGGGACUGGCCAGGAUUGGCAAAUCUUGGAGGCGUUCAACAUUCGGUUACGAAUGCAUGAGACCAUGCUACAUAUAUCUUUAAUGGUUCACGACGUCGGGUCAACAGAUGACCGAUAAACGAAUAGAAGCCAUCAUGGCAAUUCCGAACUUUA